This is a messenger RNA of Aedes aegypti (yellow fever mosquito), 821 nucleotides long. RefSeq names its product testicular haploid expressed gene protein-like. The transcript is spliced from 2 exons. The coding region runs from base 142 to 762 and encodes 206 amino acids. NCBI's taxonomy places the organism in Eukaryota, Metazoa, Arthropoda, Insecta, Diptera, Culicidae. The record is from RefSeq and is a predicted model, not a curated record.
AGUCCUUCUCACUUAUCGCACCUUUUGUUGAAACAUCAGGAUGUGAUCAAAGUAGCCAUCUAAUGUACAAAAAAAAAUAAUCUAAACUAUCUGUUUCAAAAUUGAAUAACGAAAAAAUCCAAAAAAUAUAUUUCGUUAGACAUGGGUUGUUUCGGCGGUAGCAAAGCUAAAAAAGAAAAACUGUCCUCUCAAACUAAAAAAUGUCAAAAAACUAAACCAAAACCGUGGUCCAAAGAUGACUGGAAGAAACAUGGCCGCUACCUAAAUCAACUAUCCACCCCUAAGAAAAACUAUGCCGAGGAGAAACUUUAUCAGGCUCCGCAACCCCGAAAGGUCCCGCUGAGCGCUUUGAAACCCCGCAUGGAUAGCUUGUCCCGGCCGAAAGCGGUGGCCUCCUUCAAGCACGAUUGUCCAGUGGGUCCCGACAAGUGCCAUUGCCACGUUGCGGACCCGAUCCGGAAGGUACCGGCCAAGGCGAAAAGCUACGUCGCCACCAAACGAAUAACCAAACUAAGCCAACCGAAACUGGACUACCAGGAAAUGGUCCGUUGCUUCCCGAUGCAACGGGUUAUGUGCCUCAACAAACGCAUCCUGGUUCCCCGUUCCAGCUAUCGGAUCAAGAAGCUGGCCAUGCCCAAGUAUCAGCACCUGUGCACACCGGAUCGCAAUCCAUACGGGGUGAAACCGGAAGCUUUGCUCGCCAUGGCCAGCCCCCGCACCAUGGAACUUGCCCAGCCGAAAAGUUUCUCCUGGGCAAACUGAACGUGACUUUGCAAAUUAACGGAGAGUUUAAAAUAUAAAUUUAUUUUCGUCUAACGAAA